GCCACUGUGGGUGGAAGGAGAAGGGCAGGGUGGAAAAAGUUUGAGAGAAGGAGGGAGGAAAAGUGUCCUGGCUAGCACCAUGUGGAUUCUCUUGAGAUGAGAAGAAAAUGCCCGGCUCCGUCCCCCUUCUGCUGCUCCUGCUUCUCCUGAGGUGUUCAGAACGGGGUGGGGGAGUUAAUUCUGGUGAGAAGGAUGCAAAAGUCCCCAGGACCUGGAGAGAUGGAGUCAGGGUCCCUGGAGAAGGAGCCUCUUGGGACUCAGACAGGGCCAGUCCUGAGCGAAGGUACGGAAUAGUAGGACUAAGUCAAAGCAUUUCCACUAAGCACCCAGAGACCAGCCCUAAAGACUCAAGAAUAAGAGAAAAUGAUGUAACUGCAGAUGGAAGGACCACUGAGGACCACAUCACUGCAGACCCAGGGACCACCGAGGACUCUGUCACUGCAGACCCAGGGACCACUGAGGACAAUGUGACUGCGGACCCAGGGACCACCGAGGGCUCUGUCACUGCAGACCCAGCGACCACCAAGGACUAUGUGUCUGCAGACCCAGGGACCACCAAGGAUUCCGUCACUGCAGACCCAGGGACCACCAAGGACUAUGUGCCUGCAGUCCCAGGGACCACUGAGGACUCCAUCACUGCAGACCCAGGGACCGCUGAGAACUUUGUCACUGCAGACCCAGGGACCACCAAGGACUCCAUCACUGCAGACCCAGGGACCACCAAACACUCCAUCACUGCAGACCCAGGGACCACCUAGGACUCCAUCACUAUAGACCCAGGGACCACUGAGGACUCUGUCACUGCAGACCCAGGGACCACCUAGGACUCCAUCACUGCAGACCCAGGGACCACCGAGGACUCCGUCACUGCAGACCCAGGGACCACAGAAGAUGAAACCACUAAACAUGGUGACACUCACCUUCUGUGAACUACUUCAGUCACAGCAGUGAAACCCACCAGGCUCCUGACACCCAUGGGAAUUAUCCUCAGAUUCCCUGGCUGCAACCACAGUCACUGUUGUGCUCUUUGUUGGAUUGGG
Messenger RNA from Pan troglodytes (chimpanzee), 1040 nucleotides. RefSeq names its product protein PBMUCL2. The record is from RefSeq and is a predicted model, not a curated record. The transcript has 2 exons. Lineage: Eukaryota; Metazoa; Chordata; Mammalia; Primates; Hominidae.